AUGACACCAGUGAUACUCAAUGAUAUUAUAUUUAUGGAGAAUAGUCAACAACAGAUGGAGUUUUGGAAAGAUACAUACGUUAUUGUGGCACUCGGCUCUCUAUUCCUUGCAGUACUUUUGACACUGAUUAUAAUCCUGGUCAAAAAAGCGCAAACAUCUUAUCCACUUAAUCGUAUUCUUAUGGCCGUGACAUUUUUCCUAUACACUGAAGUUGUUGCAACACUAUGUGCCUAUAUUCCAAUCAAGUAUCUACCAGUUGUCUUUGUUGUGACAACCGCGAUUGCAGCAGUAGCAGUAAUUCUCGGACUAAGGACAAAGGCAGUGAAAAAAGUGGUUUUGAUCAUAAUAACGUCAGUAUCUUUGGUAAUUAUAGUCGUUGGAGUAUGCUUCAUAUUUAUUCCUUUUACACCUAUUCCAGUCAGAUUAGCGAUUGGCGCAACUGUUGCUGUGGCAAUAGCGAUUAUAAUAUUCGUCACAGUACAAGCAUUUCGAUUUCACUGGAAUCCUACAGCUCUACUGCAGGCGUUCAUAAUUGGUGUUGAAACGAUGUAUCUUUGUGCAGCAGUUGCUUAUUGUGGCAUAGAAAUUCUAGAAAUUUUUCUACCACAGAAAGAACAAAAGAACCCCUCGGAAGGAUUAUGCAGUCUGAUGGAUGGUGAUGAGGCGGCAAUGAUGCUCUUUUGUCGAAAGUUUGUAAAAAUGAACACUUAUCAGUAUGAUUAUUAUUAA
Molecule: messenger RNA, 729 nt
Organism: Trichobilharzia szidati
Lineage: Eukaryota; Metazoa; Platyhelminthes; Trematoda; Strigeidida; Schistosomatidae
Source: the annotation of a GenBank genome assembly